Scedosporium apiospermum is the source of this 459-nucleotide messenger RNA. RefSeq lists its product as uncharacterized. NCBI's taxonomy places the organism in Eukaryota, Fungi, Ascomycota, Sordariomycetes, Microascales, Microascaceae. The record is from RefSeq and is a predicted model, not a curated record. The transcript is spliced from 2 exons. Bases 1 to 459 code for a protein of 152 amino acids.
AUGCCCAGCAACGACGAAUCGACACCUCUCCUCCCUCAAAUAGACCCUGCCGCCUCCGGCAACGAGGCCGCCUCAGAAGACGACAUGAGCGCCCUCACUUUUUGGAGAGUCGGAGCCGCCUUGGGCGCUGCUGGAGUUGGACUCGGUGCAUUCGGAGCCCACGGGCUCAAGUCGCGCAUCUCUGACCCUCAGAGGCUCGCCAAUUGGUCGACUGCUGCGCAUUAUCAGCUCAUCCACGCCGGUGUCCUUCUGGCGGCAAGCGGCAACCCCAUCGCCAGUUCUCUGUUCACGGCGGGCAUCACCAUGUUCAGCGGCAGUCUCUACGCGCUAGUUCUCGAUCCAGAGAGGUUUAGGUUUUUGGGCCCCGUUACGCCUCUGGGAGGCCUCUGUUUGAUUGGUGGCUGGGUAGCACUUGCGGUCACCAAGAAUCCCCGGUUCCUUCGAGCUCUCAGGCAGUAG